CAUAGUCAGUGUGAGAUUCACAGACAGCAGGAGAGGAAUCAUCUACAUGCUGCUGGUCACAUCUGCGUUCUUAAAGAUGCUUUCAUGUAUGAAAGUCCAACUGAAAUAGCAAAUCUAGUCUCUGCAGACAAGUUUGAUGCAGCACUGGCCAUUCAUCUUUAUAAAGGAGGCAGACUUCUGCAAGGUAGCAGCAUUCCUUUUGGAAUCAUCUUUGGCGGGACAGAUGUAAAUGAAGAUAUCAAAUGUGAAGAGAAACGUCGAGUAAUGGGAGCAGUGCUAGGAGAAGCCAGGUUUGCCGUGGCUUUCACGAUGAAAAUGAAGGAACUGGCAGCAGCAGAGUGGCCAGAUGCUAGGAAGAAAAUAUAUGUCCAAACUCAAGGAAUUAAAACUACACCCAGUGAAACAUUUGACUGGUAUAGAUUUCUACAAAGUGCAGACAUUCCUACAGAUGCAAGCAAUUUACAUGUGUUUCUUUUGAUAUGCGGACUUCGAAGAGUCAAAGACCCUCUGUAUUUGGUCGAUGCAUUUUCAGAUUGGCACAGAAAGGAUUCCAGUGUCCAUCUGGGCAUAAUUGGACCCGCAGUUGAUCCACUUUUUACAAGUGAAGUUAAGGAAAAAGUUAAAAGGGCACCUGGAGUACAUUUAUUGCAAGAGAUGCCACAAGAUGAUCUUCAUGCUGCUAUGAAAAGGUGCUUUGCUGUGGUGAACAGUUCGAUUUCAGAAGGGAUGUCUGCUGCAAUUCUGGAGGCAAUGGAUUUAGGUAUUCCAGUGCUGGCAAGGAACAUUCCUGGGAAUGCAGCAAUAAUAAAACAUAAAGAAACAGGACUCCUAUUUUCAAAUCCCCAGGAGUUUGUUGUGCUGUCUAAGAGUUUGAUGAAUGACCCCAUUAUUGAAAGAGAAAUUGUAACAAGGGCCAAAGACAAUGUGAAGAAACAUCAUUCAUGGGAAAGUGAAAGGAAAACCUAUCAGAAUCUUGUCCUAAGGCUCCAGUGAAUUGCAGGACUACAGUCGAUAACCAGCAGUCUACAUAGAGUGCUUUAACAAUGGAUACGUAAUUAGAGUUUCUCAUGGCUUCUUUUUAGAAGAGAAAGUAAGACAUGCAUUAUUAUUCUAUUCAAACAUACCAACAUCACAGGAGUUGUCUGCUACUUCAAGCUAUCAAAUUUAUCUAAUUCAGCACACUGUCUCUAGUGUGCCAAUUCAUCACAGACCAUUUUGAAAGAUCACAUAAGAUAAAUAUACUUCUAGAGCAGACACAAAUUUUUUUAUUGUUGUAAGGCCUCAAAGGGAGGAUGAUUUCUUGUGCACAGUGGAGCACUCCACCACGCAGAGCCUACAUCAAGUAUUCUGAUCAUGUUGCAUCCUAAUCAAACUGCAGUA
Molecule: messenger RNA, 1380 nt
Organism: Apaloderma vittatum (bar-tailed trogon)
Lineage: Eukaryota; Metazoa; Chordata; Aves; Trogoniformes; Trogonidae
Gene: GLT1D1
Product: glycosyltransferase 1 domain containing 1
Exons: 12
Molecular function (GO): glycosyltransferase activity
Source: RefSeq, a predicted model, not a curated record